Messenger RNA from Penicillium pulvis, 1956 nucleotides. RefSeq names its product putative RNA exonuclease Rex3 (gene rex3). The coding region runs from base 1 to 1956 and encodes 651 amino acids. Gene Ontology annotation, cellular component: nucleus. Gene Ontology annotation, molecular function: exonuclease activity; nucleic acid binding. The transcript has a single exon. The record is from RefSeq and is a predicted model, not a curated record. NCBI's taxonomy places the organism in Eukaryota, Fungi, Ascomycota, Eurotiomycetes, Eurotiales, Aspergillaceae.
AUGUUCACAACUUUGGGUUUAUUUGACGGCAUUCCCUGCCCACAGGGUACGCAAUGCUCUCUUGUAACCUGUCUGUUCUCGCAUAAGGCCCAGGCUUUCAAUCCGUCUGCGGCUGAGAAACGCGCUUUUAGCUCAGUUGAGAGCGAGCGUCCUUCCAAGAGGCUUAAGGCUGAAGACUCCACCCUAUCAUCAGACUCGAGCUUGAACCCAUCUACUCAUUUUCAAGUUCAAGAACGUUCAACAAAUUCGCCAGUGGCCGCGACUAGGUCGAAGCAACAAUCACAAAGCUCCAGGUCGGGCGUUUCCAAGCUGUCAUCGAUUUCUCGGGGAGUCUCUCCUCCUCCAGGACGCACAGAGUCUAAAGCUACAAGCCAAGGAACUGAAAUUGAGGCUGCGGCCACUUCGUUAGAGCGGGCUACUUCACAACUCCCUCCUCGAAAGGUGCCAAAAGAAAGCCUCAAUCCUCGAAUGCUUCCAAAGGCCCCAGCCAAUCAUGCCGUUCGGACAGCCAUCCUGACGAAGCUACAUGCUGGCAUGUCAGCACUCAAUGACAAACUUGCCAAGGAAAAGGAUACUUCAAACAAAUGCUUUGUCCUCAACAAAAAUGAGCUUGUGACAAUGGCCCUGGACGAAGAGGAAAAGGUAGCCAGGGAUAACCCCGGGGUUUACUCCAAUGUCAUCAAGCUUCGGAUAGUAAAAUUGACGAAGAUGGCGAUGGAAGAAUGGACAAAAGAGGUGAUGGCUCAUCUCAAUUCUCGGUAUUACAAAAUUCAGCCCAUUGAACCAAGCACGCAGCAGCUGUCAAAGCCUAUCAACACAGGCCUGUCACCGGAGGAAGAGACUGCCCUUGCAGUUGCACUUGUCACGCCAGUGGUUGGCCUUGAAGAAUUUGGCUAUGUCACUAAAGCACCUACUGCAGCAGAGAUUGAGACUGCGAAGAAAGGGGUUGUCGAGUCUAAGGGCUGGGAAAAGUGCGAUCGGUGUGGUGGACGCUUUCAGGUCUUCCCUGGACGCCGCGAGGAUGGAGCGUUGACCAGCGGCGGUGAAUGUACCUAUCAUCCAGUUCGACCUAUGUAUCCGCCGCGCAAGAAAACGGACAAUGUCACCGGCGCGCAGGAAGCUUACUUUCCAUGCUGCACUGAAUCUGUGGGCGCUUCGUCAGGCUGCACCAAAGCCAAAACCCAUGUGUUCAAAGUAUCCGAGGUAAAGCGCCUUGCAACCAUCCUCCAGUUCGAAGAAACGCCAGCACAGCCCGAUAAAGGGCCCCUGGACCCCGUUUCUUUUGACUGCGAAAUGGGCUACACAACUCUGGGCUUAGAGCUCAUUCGUCUGACGGCUGUCAGCUGGCCGCAGGGUCGUGAUAUAUUGGAUGUUCUGGUUAAGCCUAUGGGCGAGGUGCUAGACCUCAACUCACGUUAUUCAGGUGUCUUCCCUGAACACUAUGCAACUGCUGUUCCUUAUGGCACCUCAACUACCGUUCAAGAGCAGGAUGGCAAAGACACCAAGCCACUGCAGGUUGUCGAUUCUCCUGCUGCAGCGCGAUCCCUUCUUUUCAAUUUCCUACAGCCCGAUACACCAUUAAUCGGCCAUGCAAUCGAUAACGAUCUUAACGUUUGCCGAAUCAUUCAUCCCGUUAUAAUAGAUACCGUGCUUCUAUACCCACACCCAAGAGGCCGUCUGCCCAGUCGCAUGAGUCUCAAAACACUGGCACAAAGGCAUCUUGACCGAGACAUCCAAAUGGGAGGAGACAAGGGUCACGACUCCAAGGAAGAUUCGAUUGCCACGGGUGACUUGGUGCGGGUGAAGGCAGGUGUGAUAUGGAAGCGGUUGGAGGCGAAAGGGUGGAAGUUUCAAAAUGGCAACUUAGUGGCACCUCCUGGUCAAGACAUCCAGAAUAUUAGAGAGGCAGCACAGGGAACUGGCGGUCCCCAGCGAAAGAAUCCAAGCGUCACAUAG